GCCCCAGGUUGACACAUGUUCGCGUGCAGUUGUUCUGUUGUUUCGGCAGUUGCUUCUCGAAAUCUACGUUGCGUGGGAAAACCAUGCAAGAUAAGACUGCAAAUCACAGUGAUUUUUGAUGAAAUUAAACCAGGCAUCAUGUCUUUAGAGCACCUUUACUGAAGUUCUAAGGGUGUUCUUGCAAAUGUUCUCCUUUGGGUCACCUGCAGAUUGAAUUUGUCAGUGUCACAGCCUUGUUCCUACGCGUUCAUGAGCUAAAGCCCAGCCGAAACUCUAGCCCCUUGAUUGGUCCAGAAGCUGGUGUGGCUGAGGUGCACGAAGAGCAGUAUGUGGUUGCUGCUGAGGGGUUCCGCUCUUGCCAAGAGAGGUGCUAAGAUCUUACGAUGGGAAUGCGACACCUUGCUGGCAAGAGAAAUGGCAGAGUACUCAGAAGCUCCAGAUUUUUUGAACUUCUGCGUGGAGAAUGCAGGGCGCUUUGCCAAAAGAGACUGGUUGGCAUCCUUGACGCUUCUGACACUGAGGAAACGAUUUCACACUUCGCUGCCUCAGUUCCAAACAUACAACAACUUAAUAUUGGGAAGGGUGGAGAAAGACUUUCCGGAAAGCAUUCAUUUACUUUUACACCGUUACGGGGUAAUGUGCUACGCCCCAGCUGUGUGGAGGCUUUUGCCAGUUAUGACAGCCCGUGUGCCAUGCAUGACCCCGAAGCAGAUUGCGCUUUGUGCAUGGAGUUUGGGGCGAACACUGGUUCACGAAGAUCAGGCAUGGACAGCACUUGGAGGUGCUGUUUCUGCUCAAACUGGACAAUUUGCACUUUCAGACCUGGCAAUGUUUUCUUGGGGUUUGGCAGCCGUGGAUCGUGCAGCCCCGGCAGAGAUUCUGGCAGUGAAGCAGGCUGCCCGGCAGAAACUGAUGGGGCAACACCUUCAGGACGUUUCCAGUCACAACCUAUGUAUGCUGCUCAAGGCAAUCAGCAAGCUCACUCCUGGUGACAAGCGGUUCCUUGAAUGGCUGCUGCUGGUAAUUCUUGAGGGCAUGGAAGGAAAGACGCUUGCAUUCGCAGCGCAGGGCAUUACAAGUAUUUGGAGUUCCCUUGCGUUGCUGAAGUGGUGCCCAGAGGGGCAGCCGCUUGAAGUUCUGUGUGAAGAGUCGCGCCAGCUUAGACUAGACCACACUUUCAAUCAGGACAUGGCAGCUGAACUUGCUCGAGCAUUGCUGAUUUUGGAUGUAAAGGAUCCCAGGCCUGAGUAUCAAAUUGCAGAUUAUGUAGCUCGUCGCGGUUUGUCCUUAAGAUCAGAUACGCUUCUGACUUUAGCAGAGUUUUUUGCUCUACGGCGGGUUGAUCAUGACUUUGCGUGGAAGAGGCUAGGGGUUCGUGCACAGCAAAGAGGAGUGGACCUUUCUCUCCCUGAGAUUGACCGUUUGGUUGCAGCUUUCCGCAGAGCUGGUCGGGGAAAUCAACGGAUCUUUGGGAUGAUGAGCCUUUUCCUGCGGCUUCGUGAAGAUCAAGCAAAGUACGGGGCAGCCUAAGGGGUCAAAAA
Messenger RNA from Durusdinium trenchii, 1541 nucleotides. NCBI's taxonomy places the organism in Eukaryota, Dinophyceae, Suessiales, Symbiodiniaceae. The record is from the annotation of a GenBank genome assembly.